Pimephales promelas (fathead minnow) is the source of this 3938-nucleotide messenger RNA. RefSeq names its product caspase recruitment domain family, member 9 (gene card9). The record is from RefSeq and is a predicted model, not a curated record. Gene Ontology annotation, cellular component: cytoplasm. Gene Ontology annotation, biological process: positive regulation of canonical NF-kappaB signal transduction; regulation of apoptotic process. Lineage: Eukaryota; Metazoa; Chordata; Actinopteri; Cypriniformes; Leuciscidae. Gene Ontology annotation, molecular function: CARD domain binding.
CGAGUAACUUAGCUGUAGAUAUACGAGUCAGUUAAUAAAAUAGUUCUUUGCCAGCAAGACGACUUGGUUCCUCUUUCAUCUAAAAGCAUCGACACAUGACAAAUGCUUUAGUAAAUGUCAAAAAACUUUACAUGCUGUACUCAUUCUGCAACCAAAUACCACCAUAUGAAGGAAAUUUUUGCAAAGGUUUUCACCGUGUCCCUCUAGAGGCUCCGUCUUAAAGUUUAUUGCAACACAAGAAUGUGUUGUGAAAUAAAGGGAAAUAAAAAGACUGCACUGAUAGCUGGAAAAGGGAACUGGUGCUACCAAAGUGCUCACUGAACUUCAUUUCCUUUUUGAGUUUACACUCCAGCCAAAUGUGUUAUGUGCAUUUGACCGUAAACCUUGCUAUCAAACGACUCCUAUCAAGCCAACAGAGAGCUAGUGUCAGUCAUGUCUGAUGGCGCUGGAGUUUUGGAGGUGGAAGAAGACGAUGAGUGCUGGGCACGGCUGGAAGACUACAGAAUGCUUCUCAUCAAGACCAUUGAGCCAUCAAGGAUAACACCUUAUCUGAGACAGUGUAAGGUUCUGAGCAGCGAGGACGAGGAACAGAUCUACAAUGACCCCAGUCUGGUUAUCAGACGCCGAAAAGUUGGGGUGCUGCUGGACAUAUUACAGAGAACUGGCCUCAAAGGAUAUGAGGCAUUUUUAGAGAGUUUGGAGUUGAACUACCCAGAUGUGUACCGCAAAAUCACUGGCAAAGAGCCUGCUAGGGUCUUCUCCGUACUAAUUGACACUGCCGGCGAAUGUGGCCUUACUCAGUUCCUCAUGAGCGAGGUGUCUCGCCUACAGAAGCUUGCACACGAUGAACGGAAGGCGCGACUCGAAGCGUCUGCACAGGCGGCAGAGCAGCUGGACACCAUCCGCCAGCUGCAGCUGCGGGACAGCGAGCUUCACAAACAGCAGGACCGUGUGCAGCGCAUCCGAGAGGAGCGUGAGCGCAUAUGCGAGGAAGCGCGCAAACUGAGAGACGAGAAUUAUCGACUGAUGCACGACCUGACCCGACUGAGCGAGGAGAAGAACUGCGCGCUCAUGUGUAACAGAGACCUCCAACUCGAGGUGAUCAGUCAUUCUAUCAGGAUUCAGGAAACAGGAACAUGUCCGGGUCAUAGUUCACCACAAAAUAUUGAGAAAUUGAAACACAGCCUAAUGAAUGCAGAAAGUAACUCAAAGAUCCAACGGAAAAAGACAAUAACUUUGAAAAAUGCCAUGGAGCAAAGGCCGAGUCCAGAGAUGGUCUGGCAGCUGCAGAGAGAAAAUGAUCUUCUUACAGCUCGUAUACAAGAGCUUGAAAGUGCUUCCACGGUCAAAACUCUGGAGCAUGGAAAGCUUGGUUCACAGUCAUUGGAGGAUUUAAAGCAACAAAGUCAGACACAAUACCAGGAGCUGGUGAAUGAUCUCUACAAUCUAAGAAGAGAUCUACAUGAUGCAGAAGAGUUGCGGGAUAAGUAUCGAGAAGAGAAGGAUGAGUUGGAACUGAAGUGCGCAAUGCUAAGAAAGGACUCCAAAAUGUAUCGUGAUCGAAUGAAAGACAUUCUGAAGCAGCUGGAAGAGGUGAUCAAAGAAAGAGACAAGGCUAUUUGUACAAGAGAGGAGUACCAUUUGGAGAACUCAAAAAAUCUUCAAGACAAGGACCAGUACCGCAAACAGAUCCGGGAGAUGGGAGAACGUUAUGAUGAACUUCAAGUGCAGUUUUUUCGAACUCAAGGAGAUGUUCUUGCUCUUCAAGCAAAACUUCGCAAACAGAAGAACCCAAUUCAAGUGAACUCAGAAGAAAACUCUUUGCUCAGUUCAUUUGAGCUUAAAAGUCAAACUAGCGAAGAGGAGACCAGGGAAAGGGGUGAAAAGGAUAUGAGUGAAGAAUCACAGAGCCAAACAUCUGGCGAGUACCAUUCGUGUCUGUAUUCCCAGAGGAUGUUCUCUGAAGAGGACGCCACAGGUAACUGCAGACAAAAGUGUGAGAUUAAAGGAAAAUGCAACUUCCAUGACAGGAGGAAACGUGCUUUAAGAACCAGAAAAAUCACAGACAAAGAGAAUGUCCCAAGCAUCCUAGACAACACCACCGAGAGUGAUACAGAUGGGAUGUGACUCACAGCUUUGGAGAAGAUGAAGAACUGUGGCCUUCUUUGAAAGCAUUUAAUCCCAAUACAACAUUGUUCUACAUCCAGUGACUCAUAAAACCUGGUUGAAGGUGCUCUAAGUCAACUUCUUGUUGACGUGCGAACUUAUUGUCAAACAAAACGGAGGCUAGCUCGACUUUCCCUCCUCCUCAUAUCCCGUCCCCUCCCUUCCGUGCUUCCUGAAACAGGCUUUUCCGAUGUAAAUUCGGGACUAAACUCGUUCCCGCUCCUUUUCCCUCUUCUUUGCUGUUUGUUCAUCGGUUUCUUUGGUCGUGUGUUGGCCAUAUCAAAAUUCAAGAGAAUAUAAUUCUAACGUUAGUGGUUGCCGUUGUCUUGGACAUCUCUCCUCUAUAGCUAACUUCCCUCUUCAUGCUUCUCUCUCCUCCACUCCCCACACCCCCCUUCAUGUGCCCGUGCACUAACCCCCCAACCCUCACCCCCACCCCAAAUCAUUAUUGGCAGGAACACUAUGUUUUCUGUUUCAGAAUUGGAGGAAUGUCAAACCUAAGAGAGCAGAGUAACUCAAUCCCAUUUCUAAAAGAGAGCUAACUUAGUCAGUUACCAUGGUAACUUUGUGAACCUUAGCUGGUCGGGAGCAGGUUUUCUUUGGUAAACCCAAAGUUUUUCCUUAUGUAGGCUAGUAAAUGCAUUUUGAUUUAAACAUUUCGGAUAUUUUGACUGGAAAAAAAACAGGCUUUUUUUUAAGUCCAUUGCACAUUUUUAUAUAACAUCAGAGAUGCAGAGGCCAUAAGUAAGGAAGGCCACUCUAUCAGAGUGGGAAGGAAAGUGUGCCUCCCUCUCACACUCUUUCUGAGUUGUUGUGUUGUUUCCUCGACACAAAUCCGUGAGAUCCAUCAAAGAGUUUCACUGGGUCAGUGGUGGAGAAAUUGGUUUAAAUGUGGAUAAUCUGAGAAAUGACAUUCACUUGAUAACAUCUUGAUGCGACCUCUGGAAGUAACCUGAUAAUUAGAAUUUCCUUUAGGAUUUCCAGUGUGGUUGGAUGUUGAUGACACACAUAAUCCCAUCAUCACACCUUCCGAAAAUGAACCAGAUUACUGUUUUGAAUGGGAGGAUGCCAGAUGGAAGGGUAGAGAAAUAUGUCGUAACCACCACAGCUGUUAAAUAGACAAAUUAUUCACAAAUUAUUUGGUCAUCUUUAUUUCCUUCAAAUACAAAAGAAAUAGUAAUAAUGUUUCUGUUGGAUUUUAAUAUUCUUCCAGUAUUGUGUAUCUCCUGUUCAUCUACCAGUGGGGAUGCAGGUCCAUCCUCUGUUGGCAGAGUAGAAGUCAAAUGUUAUUUUCAUUAGCCUAAUUAAAAAAUGUGAGAAGAUUAAAUUAUGUGAAAAGAGCAUUAUGCUUCAUGGAUUCACGUGUGGCAUAUUGAAAUAGACACUGAAUUAUAUUUAUUUAGCAUGUCAAAUGUUUGUAAAGACAUGUACCCUACACAGCCAUAAACCUAUUAUGCUUAAAUGAUUGAAUUAUGGUUUUAUUGGUUUUAGUUUAGUCAAUCUUAGUUGGAUUUAAUAAAUGUCCACUUCUCCCGAAAUACAUGAAAGUAAGUGGCCAGUGAACUGGGAGAAGCAAGGAGUUGGUAAACUUGAAAGUUACUCACACAAUGUGUAUUUGAUAUGAAUAAUAUGUGUCGUCUAAUUAUAGCCUAAUGGAAAUAAUUAUUAUUGCCGCUUCCAUAGACAUAAGUAUUGACAAAAUGUAUUGCUUUUUUUGAAUGUGAAUUUAAAUGUCUGAAACCUAAAAUAAACAUGUGGUUGAAAACACUGAA